Molecule: messenger RNA, 867 nt
Organism: Laetiporus sulphureus 93-53
Lineage: Eukaryota; Fungi; Basidiomycota; Agaricomycetes; Polyporales; Laetiporaceae
Exons: 2
Coding region: 1-867 (288 amino acids)
Molecular function (GO): protein binding
Source: RefSeq, a predicted model, not a curated record
AUGGCCCCCGCUGAUGGCAUGCUCGCCCGUCGCAGCGAUGGCAGUUCGACGUCGUUGACAGGAAACACGGCUCAAAUCAUUGGUGUCUCCGUCGCCGCAGCCAUCGCGGCGUUUGGCGCCAUCUUCUUUGGCAUCUACCUCUACCGGAAGAGGUUAUCAGCCAAGAGAGAGAAGAUUCGCGAGUCUGCCUUUAUCAAUGUUCGUGGCUUAGUUCGGGAUGGUUUUCCUUCGCAGUCCAGUUCGCAGACAAGCUCUAGCGAAUCGUUACCCCACGCACGAAUGAGCAACCCUUUGCCCAGAUCUCCCUUGUCCAACAGUGUCACGAUGCCGCCACGGGUGGCUCUCCGCAAGAACGCGACGGAAGAGGAGAUUGUCCAGUACUACUCUUCCCAGGGCAGAUUACCGCGUCCAUUCGCACCUUUCACCGCAUCAAAUGGUGACAGCAAUCGUUUAUCAGCAGUCAGUGCGCUACGCCCUCAGUCCACCGGCUCUUUCUUCUCCAUGGUCUCCUCGUACUCCUCGCGUCGUGGCUCGACCGCCUCCUCCCUCUCUGCAUUCGACGACGGCCACAAGCGCAAAGUCCGCCAGCUGUUCCAUCCCACACUUCCUGAUGAGCUGUUUUUGAGUCUCGGCGAGCGCAUCGCAGUAAUCAACAGCUACGACGAUGGUUGGUGCAUCGUCGGCAGAGACAGCAUGCUCAAGCCAGGCGAUGUCGAGCUUGGCGCAGUUCCUAGCUGGGUGUUCAUGAAAGCUGUGAAGGGACUCAGAGCUGAGCGGCCCAUCCGAACGUCGAGUCUCGGGGUAACCGUCACUCUUGAUGCUCCUGGGCCUAGGCAAGAUGUAAUCUCCUGGUCGAACUUUUCGUAG